UCACAUCAACAGGUGUGCAUACAAAAAAAAUACCCAGUUCCUUUGGUGUUGCAAUAUAGCUGCAUAAGUUCUAAAUGCAUACAUGCAUGUUGUUUUUGUAGGCAAGGGGACGUGAGUUGAGUUUGGGCGGUUGUGCCAAGCACGUGCAUUUUAACCGAUGUGCCUCUGAACAGCAGAACUCUGAGGGUCUUGAGCUUCAUCAAAUGUUCAGUUGAGGUUUGGGCCUCAUCCCUGUGUGCUCUGAGUCUAACUUAUCUAAUACAUCACUGGACCGAAGUAAGACUGCUUCGUUCUGAGGUAACUGGGGGCCUUAGUUCGACCAAUGACCAGCCGACGUCUACAUUGCGAGCAGGUUCUCCACAGGGAAACUAUUUCGACUGGCGAGAGCUGCGGUCCACCUGCUGCGUUUCAAACUGCGGGUUGCAUUAUCGUCUGCAAACAGUUGCAGGUAUCUCUUCCCAUUAUGGACAAUGCAUUGGACAGUCUCAUGAAAACGGAAUUCAUAAACGUUGGUGUUGGGGAUCCCAGGUUCCAUCGUGAUGACUUCUGGCACACGCACACAGACUAUGAGAUAUGUCUACAUACCAAUAGCAUGUGUUUUAGGAAGAAGGCUUCUUGUGUCAGGAGGCGGUACAGUGAGUUUGUGUGGCUGCGCCACUGUCUGCAGCAGAAUGCUCUGAUCAUAGAGUUGCCCAAGCUUCCCCCGUGGAAUCCCUUCUUCAGCAUGACCAACAAGGAGCAAGUCACCCAGAGGAUGAAGGGCCUUCAGGAGUUCUUGGAAAUUGUGCUGGAGACGCCCCUGCUGCUGUCCGACAGCCACCUCCACCUCUUCCUCCAGUCGGAGCUCAGCGUCCCCAGGAUCGAGAGGUGUGCCCGGGGCGAGACCCGCUACUCUGUGGCCGAGGCCAUCCAGCGCUCCAGCGGCUGCCUCAUCUCCUCCAGCUUUCCCCUGGACUACACGGGCAAGGGGUACUCCGACUCAGACUGUGAAAGUGCCUCAUCAGGCUUGGGAUUAAGUGGCGACGUCCACUCGAGAUGCAUCGGCCUCCCCUGCCUGGAGUCUUCCAGCGGAGACCACGAGUUGUUCUGCACCCUCUCUCGUUCGCCCUCGGAAGAGAAAAGCAUGCCUUCUUAAGUUUUACUCGCUGAUUUGGUGUUUGAACUAAUUGUUUUUCCCCCCACCCCCCCCCCAACUAAUUGUUAUCUAUUUCAGUCUCUUCCCCUACUUUUGUUCUUAACAGUGCAUUUGUUUCAAUGCAGUCAGCGUAGUUGCCGACUGGGUCUUGUAACGUUCUGUCUAAAGGAAUUAGACCAGUACUUUGUCCCUGUAAAAUAUUUUUAAAUGUGUAUCAAACCUCAAAUGGUACAUUUGGGGGGGGGGGGGGGGAUUGAUGUGUAAUCUCUGUAUGCAUGUAAUCUUAACUGUUGUAUUAGAGUCUAGCAAGGGAAAUGUGUUUAUAAUGGCAGUUUUUUAGAAUGAUAUGUAUUUAUAUAUGAAAAAUACAUUUUUUUUUUAAUGGAUGAAUAAAUGCCUCUCUUUAAACAGAAAACGACUUCUUUG
This is a messenger RNA of Gadus chalcogrammus (walleye pollock), 1561 nucleotides long. RefSeq names its product sorting nexin 10a (gene snx10a). Gene Ontology annotation, molecular function: phosphatidylinositol binding. Bases 323 to 1135 code for a protein of 270 amino acids. The record is from RefSeq and is a predicted model, not a curated record. The transcript has 8 exons. Gene Ontology annotation, biological process: intracellular protein transport. NCBI's taxonomy places the organism in Eukaryota, Metazoa, Chordata, Actinopteri, Gadiformes, Gadidae.